Tetrahymena thermophila SB210 is the source of this 2775-nucleotide messenger RNA. RefSeq names its product translation initiation factor eIF-5A family protein. The transcript is spliced from 32 exons. Lineage: Eukaryota; Ciliophora; Oligohymenophorea; Hymenostomatida; Tetrahymenidae. Gene Ontology annotation, cellular component: perinuclear region of cytoplasm; nucleus; cytosol. Gene Ontology annotation, molecular function: small GTPase binding; GTPase activator activity. The record is from RefSeq and is a predicted model, not a curated record. Gene Ontology annotation, biological process: nucleocytoplasmic transport; activation of GTPase activity.
AUGAAAUAAAUAUUAAUAGUAAAUAAAAAGAUGAAUUAACAGAAUAACUUUUUUAAUAAUCUAGAAGAUUUAAUGAAAUCAAAUUUGAAAGCUCUAACUUGUAUUGAGCUAUAGUUGAAAAAUUGUACUCUUAGUAAUGAAUAAGUUGCUUAGCUUAACACUUCUUUACUAUAAUGUGAAAAAUUAGAAUCUUUAAUAUUAAAUCUUAAUAAGGAAAGUAUUUCAAGUGAUGAGAUAAAUUAAUUAUUUAUUAGAUUUAGAUAAAUAAAGAAUUUAGUUGAAACUAAUAAUAUCAGCAAUGAUUAAAUAUAUGCCCAGAUUUAGUUUUUCCAAAGUAUUUUUUACAGAGGAGCUCCUAAAGAACCUAGUUUAAAAGAAAUGUAAGCUUAAGGAAAGAUUCUUUUAGAAGAAACUACGAUUGAUCUAAUUAAUCUCAACAGUUUACAGUUAAAUUUAGAUGGAAAUUAAAUUGGUGAAGGAGGUGCAAUUUGGAUUUGCACUUUAUUAAAUAGAUGCAAAACGCUUACUAACUUAAAUCUGCAGCUAUGGAAAAAUAAAUUGGGCGAUAGAGGGAUUUAGAGUAUUGCAGAAGGUAUUAGCAGUUGUACUAAACUCACAACUUUAACUUUAAAUACAGCUGCAAAUUUAUUUGGAAAAGAAGGUGCAUUUUCUAUUAGUAAAGCAUUAGAUAGUUGUAGAAUGCUGACUGAUCUAGAUAUUAACCUCUCUGACAAUUAUAUUGGUGACGAAGGAGCAUCUGCUAUUUUUUUAGCGCUAGGACGUUGUAAAUUACUUAUGAAUUUAAAAUUUAUGCUUUGUAACAAUUAAAUUGGGGAUGGAGGAGCAUAUUCUUUUGGAACAGCAUUAAGCAACUUACAAUUACUUGUUAAUUUAAAAUUUUGUUUGAGAUAAAAUAAAAUUGGUGAUUAAGGAGCAUUAAGCGUUGGAUUAGGUUUAAGUAAAUGUAAUCAACUUACCAAUUUAGAUAUUGGGAUGGAAUUAAAUUAAAUUGGAAAUGAUGGAGCUUCUGUUAUCGGUAGGACUAUUGGUAACUGUAGAUUCCUUACUAAUCUCUAGCUUUAGAUCUAUGGAAAUAAAAUUGGAGAUUAAGGAGCAUAAAAUAUUGGAUUAGGCUUAAGAAACUGCACUGAACUUACAAAUUUAAAAAUUUGGAUUAACGAAAAUUAAAUUAAGGAAGAUGGAGCUUCUGCUAUUGGUACAGCACUUGGUAACUGCAAUUUCCUUACUGAUCUCGAUUUUAAUAUUUCGAAAAAUUAAGUCGGUGAUAAAGGAGCAUAAAAUAUUGGAUUAGGUUUGAGAAACUGCACUCAACUUACAAAAUUAGAAUUUCGGAUAAGUUUAAAUUAAAUCGGGGAUGAUGGAGCUUCUGCUAUAGGUACAGCACUUGGUAACUGUAAAUUCCUUACUGAUCUCCACUUUAAUAUUUCGGAAAAUUAUUUAGGUGAUAAAGGAGCACAAAAUAUUGGAUUAGGUUUGAGAAACUGCACUCAACUUACAAAUUUAGAAUUUGGAAUAAGUUCAAAUUAAAUCGGGGAUGAUGGAGCUUCUGCUAUAGGUACAGCACUUGGUAACUGUAAAUUCCUUACUGAUCUCUAUUUUAAUAUUUCGGAAAAUUAAGUCAGUGAUAAAGGAACACAAAAUAUUGGAUUAGGUUUGAGUAACUGCACUCAACUAACAAAUUUAUAGUUUGAGUUAAGCUCAAAUUAAAUUGGUGAUGAUGGAGCUUCUACUAUCGGUACAGCACUUGGUAACUGCAAAUUCCUUACUAAUCUCCUAUUUGAUAUUACGGAAAAUAAAAUCGGUGAUAAAGGAGCAUAAAGUAUUGGAUUAGGUUUGAGUAACUGCACUCAACUUACAAAUUUACAAUUUUAGAUAAGCAUAAAUUAAAUUGAGGAUGAUGGAGCUUCUAGUAUCGGUACAGCACUUGGUAGCUGCAAAUUGCUUACUAGUCUUCAUUUUAAUAUUUCGUAAAAUAAAAUCAGUAAUAAAGGGGCAUAAAGUAUUGGAUUAGGUUUGAGUAACUGUAAUCAACUUACAAAUUUAGUAUUUCAUAUUAACUUAAAUUAAAUUGGUGAUGAUGGAGCUUCUGCUAUCGGUACAGCACUUGGUAACUGCAAACUGCUUACUAAUCUUCACUUUAAUGUUUCGUAAAAUCAAAUUGCUGAUAAAGGAGCAUAUAAUAUUGGAUUAGGUUUGAGUAACUGCACUCAACUUACAAAUUUAAAAUUUUGGUUAAGAUCAAAUUAAAUUGGCUGUGAUGGAGCUUCUACUAUCGGCACAGCACUUGGCAACUGCAAAUUCCUUACUGAUCUCGAUUUUAAUAUUUCGAAUAAUAAAGUCAGUGAAAAAGGAGCAUAAAAUAUUGGAUUAGGUUUGGGUAACUGCACUCAAUUAACAAAUUUAUAAUUUUGGAUAAGAUCAAAUUAAAUUGGGGAUGAUGGAGCUUCUACCAUCGCUACAGCACUUAAUAAUUGCAAAUUGCUUACUAAUCUCACUUUUAUUAUUAAUUCUAAUAAAAUCGGUGAUAAGGGAGCAUAAGAUAUUAGAUUAUUCUUAACUAACUGCACUUAACUUACAACUUUACUAUUUAUCUCAGAUAAUGAUGAGAAGUUUUUAAAAUCUAGUGAUACUAUCAACUGUAAAAAUAUAAAGUUAUUGACACUUUUUACAACACAAUUCAGUAUAGAAUCAUACUUAGAAAUCAAAAGAUUAGCUUAAAAAAUCAAAAGAUUAGUUAAAUUGAAUGUAUUUUGA